Messenger RNA from Cebus imitator (Panamanian white-faced capuchin), 1386 nucleotides. Its product is annotated as cytosolic acyl coenzyme A thioester hydrolase-like. Lineage: Eukaryota; Metazoa; Chordata; Mammalia; Primates; Cebidae. Gene Ontology annotation, biological process: palmitic acid biosynthetic process; acyl-CoA metabolic process. Gene Ontology annotation, molecular function: long-chain fatty acyl-CoA binding. Gene Ontology annotation, cellular component: cytosol; nucleoplasm; extracellular exosome. The record is from RefSeq and is a predicted model, not a curated record.
CCUGCCAGACACCUGUGCCCUCCUGCAGCCACCUGCUGCUGCUGCCGCUGCAGCCGCCAGCAUGUUGGGCCCAGAUGUCAGGACGCCCUCCACCAUCCAGAUCAUGCAGCCAGAUGACACCAACAUAGCCAGCAAUGUCCACGGGGGGACCAUCCUGAAGAUGAUCAAGGAGGCGGGUGCCAUCAUCAGCACCUGGCAAUGCAACAGCCAGAACGGGGAGCGCUGUGUGGCCACGCUGGCUCAGGUUGAGUGCACCAACUUCCUGUCGUCCAUGUGCAUCGGGGAGGUGGCCCACGCCAGCGAGGAGAUCACCUCUACCUCUAAGCACUUGGUGGAGGUGCAGGUCAACGUGUUGUCUGAAAACAUCCUCACAGGUGCCAAAAACCUGACCAGUAAGUCCACCCUCUGGUAUGUGCCCCUGUGGCUGAAGAAUGUGGACAAGGUCCUUGAGGUGCCCCCUGUGGUGUAUUCCCGGCAGGAGCAGGAGGAGGAGGGCUGGAAGCGAUAUGAAGCCCAGAAGCUGGAGCACAUGGAGACCAAGUGGAGGAACCGGGACAUUGUCCAGCCAGUCCUCAACCCAGAGCCGAACACUGUCAGCUACAGCCAGUCCAGCUUGAUUCACCUGGUGGGGCUUUCAGACUGUACCCUACAUGGCUUUGUGCAUGGAGGCGUGACCAUGAAGCUCAUGGACGAGGUCGCUGGGAUUGUGACUGCACGCCACUGCAAGACCAACAUCGUCACAGUCGUGGACAACAUUAAUUUCCACGACAAGAUCAGAAAAGGCUUCGUCAUCACCAUCUCAGGACGAAUGACCUUCAUGAGCAAUAAGUCCAUGGAGAUCGAGGUCUUGGUGGAUGCCGACCCUGUUGUGGACAGCUCUCAGAAGCGCAACCGGGUGGCCGGUGCCUUCUUCACCUACCUGUUGCUGAGCCAGGAGGGCAGGUCGCUGCCCGUGCCCCAGCUUGUGCCCGAGACCGAGGACGAGAAGAAGUGCUUUGAGGAAGGCAAAGGGCAGUACCUGCAGAUGAAGGCGAAGCGACAGGUCCACGCGGAGCCCCAGCCCUAGACACCCUCCUCCCGCUGUAGCCAUGGCAACAGGCCCAGCAUCCAGUCACUUAGAAGAUACCCCCUUGGCCAGAAACCCAAUUCACAUUGAGAGCUGGUGUUGUCUGAAGUUUUUGUAUCACAGUGUUAACCUAUAUUCUCUCCUGCAAACCUACACACCAAAGCUUUAUUUAUAUCAUCCCAGUGUUGAUGCUACAGUGUUGUCCCAAGUGCCGGGAGGCAUUCCAUGGAAACCCUCAGGAAUGCUUCCAAGCACACUGUAAGGUAUGGGGAGAACCCAGCACCACUAAUAAAGCUGCUGCUUGCUUGGGAAAAAAAAAA